AUGACUGAGGAGAUUUUAAGUAUCUCAUCGAAUCAAGACAACACGUGUUUUGCUCUCGGGACUUCUGACGGCUUUUCUGUUUAUGGUAUCGAGCACAUGCGUCUUAAAGAGCGCUUCAAGCGGACAUUCUCUGGUGGUUUAAAGAUCGUUGAAUUGCUAUAUAAGACCAAUUUAUUACUUCUUGUUGGGGGUGGAUCGAAUCCAGCCUUCCCUCCAACAAAAUUGAUUAUUUGGGAUGAUUACCAGAACAAAGCGAUAUCGGAGUUAGACCACGACUCGGAGAUCAUCUCCGCGAAGUUUCGGAAAGACAUCAUAAUAGUAGUCCUCGCAAAUAAAGUGCUAGUCUAUGACUUUAAAAAUUUGAAUCACAAAGAAGUCUUCAAGACGUGUCCAAACCCCAAAGGUAUCAUCGCGGUGUCAUACUUGGAGACUAAAAUCGUCGCAUUUCCCUCCGUCGAAGAGGGCAAAGUCGUCAUCGCUGACUUAGAGAAAGAGACGUCGACUACUAUCGAAGUCCACAAACAUGAGAUCUCAUUAAUGGCGUUGUCACUAGACGGGACGUUGCUUGCAACGACGAGUUCCGAGGGUACACUCAUUCGUGUGUGGCGGAUCGAGACGGGUGACAAAGUGAAAGAGUUUCGACGAGGGAAGAGUGUUGCUACCAUCUAUUCUCUCUCCUUCUCUUGUGAUAGUAAAUUUAUAGUAAUUAAUAGUAACAGAGGAACUAUACAUAUCUUUGCAUUGACCAAUGAUUCUGAAGCCCAAAAUCGGAUGUCUUGGGUGAGUAAUAUCAUCCCUGGGUUUGGUGGUGUCUAUUCGUGUUGUAGUAGUCCCGUCACUCCUGAGAUAUAUACCCAUGUCUUCUUCUCACAAGACGAUAUCAAGGACAAAUAUAAUAUCAUUGGAAUAACUCUUGAAGGUGUUGUGAUGCGGUUUCAUCUCGAGAAAAAGGGAGGAAAGACUGAUAUAGUGAGUGAGGAGUGUACCUCCGUCUUCUAA
Entamoeba invadens IP1 is the source of this 999-nucleotide messenger RNA. RefSeq names its product WD repeat domain phosphoinositide-interacting protein, putative. The coding region runs from base 1 to 999 and encodes 332 amino acids. Gene Ontology annotation, cellular component: phagophore assembly site membrane; extrinsic component of membrane; cytosol. NCBI's taxonomy places the organism in Eukaryota, Evosea, Mastigamoebida, Endamoebidae. The record is from RefSeq and is a predicted model, not a curated record. Gene Ontology annotation, biological process: protein localization to phagophore assembly site; protein lipidation; nucleophagy. The transcript has a single exon. Gene Ontology annotation, molecular function: phosphatidylinositol-3-phosphate binding; phosphatidylinositol-3,5-bisphosphate binding; protein binding.